AUGGCGCCUCUCACACGCGGGGAGGAGCGGGUCGCAGCUCUCGAAAGGCUCGUUCAAGCCCAAUCAGAGGAAAUUCGUCUUCUUCGAGACCAGCAACGUAAAUCCGACGAGCGGUUCGAAGAAAUCUUGAGAACAAUUUCUGAUCUCACAGCCGUCGUCUGUGAAGUCCGUGAUGUUUUGAAGUGCAAGAAAUCGUAUUCGGAUGUCGUCGCCGCACCUACCACAACUUCGCCACUUGCCCUUGCUAUGAAGGCACAACGUGCGUUGGAGUCAAGAUCGGCCCAUGAAAAAGACCUGACCAUCGUCGUAGUUGGACAUCAAGAAGCGGAACAAGAAGACCUGACCGGCUGUGCUCGUGAAAUCCUCUCAGCCAACAAUAUCGAUCCAACACACAUUGCCGAAGUCUUCCGUCAUGGCACAAAAAGAGCCGGUUCUACUCGAAUCAUCAAAGUGAAAUUGACCUCAAGGAAAAGCUAUUUCCCGAUCAAGAAAGCCCUCGGACAGUCGACGUUUGGAACAUUCGCCCGCGACGACCUCAGCAUAGAAGAGCUGAAAGAAGACCGCCGCCUCCGUCAACAGUGCCACAUCAUGAACCAAGAAGUCGGUCGGAAGUGCUACGUCGUUCGGGACCUUGCCAUCGUCGCCACCAACAACCAGUCUCUCUAUGCCCCAGCAUCUCUUCACGUACCUUCAAAGACAGGUGGGGUGGAGGAAAGAUCUGAACCCGUAGAUAAUAAUAACAGCCAGUCUUCGCAAUGA
Molecule: messenger RNA, 759 nt
Organism: Caenorhabditis auriculariae
Lineage: Eukaryota; Metazoa; Nematoda; Chromadorea; Rhabditida; Rhabditidae
Source: the annotation of a GenBank genome assembly